AUGACCAACAGCUCCAACUGCACGGAGACAGACCUGAAGCGCUACUACGCCGUCACCUACACGGUGAUCCUCAUCCCCGGCCUCAUAGCAAACACGCUGGCCCUGUGGGUCUUCUACGGGUACAUGAAGGAGACUAAAAGGGCCGUGAUAUUUAUGAUCAAUUUGGCCAUCGCCGAUUUACUGCAGGUUCUGUCCUUGCCCCUGAGGAUUUUCUAUUACCUGACGGGCACGUGGGAAUUCGGGGGAGGGCUCUGCCUGCUCUGCUUCUACCUGAAGUACGUCAAUAUGUACGCCAGCAUCUUCUUCCUGGUGUGCAUCAGCGUGAGGAGGUACCUGUUCCUCAUGCACCCCUUCAGGUUCAGCGACUGCAAGCGUGUCUGUGACAUCUAUGUCAGCGUCGUGGGCUGGGUCGUGGUCUGCGUGGCCUGUCUGCCCUUCCCGCUCCUCAGGCUCCACAAGGAUAACAAAAACACCUGCUUUGUGGAUCUGCCCAUCAAGGAGCUCGACCUUCCCACCUCCAUUACGCUGAUGACAAUAGGGGAGCUGGUGGGGUUCGUGACACCCCUGCUCAUCAUCCUGUACUGCUCGUGGAAGACCAUCCUGUCACUGAAAGAGAAAAACUCUGCUUUGCACGACCUGGGGGAGAAGAAAAAGGCUUUGAAGAUGAUUCUCACCUGUGCCCUGGUGUUCCUGAUUUGCUUUGCACCUUAUCACAUCGGCUUCCCCCUGGACUUCUUUGUGAAGACCAAGCAGAUCAAGGGGGGGUGUGUGCAGAAGGUGAUCUCGGUGUUCCACGCCGUGGCUCUGUGCCUCGCCAGCCUCAACUCCUGCGUCGACCCCGUCAUCUACUACUUUACCACAGACGAGUUCAGGAGACGCCUCUCCAGGCAGGAUCUGCACGACAGCAUCCAGCUCCACCACCUCAGCUACACCAGGAAACACUCCAGGGACGUGCUCAUGGAGGACACCACGGAAUAGAGACUCACUAGAUGCUGGGCUUUGGCCCACUGUUCUCCCCACGACUCAGGCAAACUUCUGCUUUCAGUGAGGGUUGGAGUAAACAAACAAACCCCCCACCCCCCCAAAGCCCAAACCUGACCAAAGAUGUGUUGAUUUAAUACUUUAGUUGCAGUUUUUCUCUGAAUAUAAAUAACAGCAUUUCCAUUCCUAAGCUGGGCAGGCUGGAGCAGGUGAGGACAAGGACCCGUGGCAGAAGUGAUGCUGUGCCCUGUUGUCACCUGUGGCACUUCCCGGCCACAUCCUGGUCAUGCACUUCAGCAAGAGGCAGCAAAGAUUUUGGGCUCCUGCUAUGCAAAAUGAAUUUGAGCCAAAAAAAUUACAGGAUGACACAAUAUUAUAUAUUUCUGAAGCACAAGACAAUCCAGCAGGGACUAACCUGUGCCAGGAGCCUCCAGCCACAUUGACCAUGAAGUGAGGAACAAAAAGU
Pipra filicauda (Wire-tailed manakin) is the source of this 1447-nucleotide messenger RNA. It is a transcript of the gene GPR174, whose product is annotated as G protein-coupled receptor 174. Gene Ontology annotation, molecular function: G protein-coupled receptor activity. Bases 1 to 978 code for a protein of 325 amino acids. The record is from RefSeq and is a predicted model, not a curated record. NCBI's taxonomy places the organism in Eukaryota, Metazoa, Chordata, Aves, Passeriformes, Pipridae. The transcript has a single exon. Gene Ontology annotation, biological process: positive regulation of Rho protein signal transduction; phospholipase C-activating G protein-coupled receptor signaling pathway. Gene Ontology annotation, cellular component: membrane.